CAAGCUGUGCGCGACCACACCCACUACUCUCCAGCUGGCGGCUCUGUUGCCUUAGCUACUAGCCCAGUAUGAGUCGUUUGCCCCGGGAUGCUCGUUUGUACGGCUCGGAUCCGAGGGAUAGCCAGCAGAUCCCAGAGCCGUACAAUCUCUAUCAGUUCUACUCUGCAUCAGAUGGUCCUUGGAUCCCCAACGGCGUCAUCCAGCCAACAGCAACGCUAAAUCUAUCAUCUCAUCCGCCUACUUAUAACACCGGAGCGAGGAGCUUUCAGGGCUAUAGGAGCACUGGCUUGCCAUCUGAAUGCGGCACCGCUGCAGAAGAUUCUGGUUAUGGAGGGACACGCUCGACAUACAGCCUCGUUGAGAGUGCUGCGUCCAUCGCAGAGAAUGACAGGGGCACGGAAACUGGGUAUCUGGGGAGACAAUCCGCAGAACAGCUUUUCAACGGCUUGAACAUCAGCCCCGCGAUUCCGACAUAUCCGCCGCCGAUACCAUAUUCUCAAAAUCAUCAUGUAGAAUAUCGUUGCGACCAGUGUGACGCCGCCGUCAAGACAAGAUCGGAACUCAAACCAUACAAGUGCAACUACGAAUCUUGUCCCAAAGCCACACAGGGUUUCAGCACACUCAAUGACCUGGCAAGACACAAGAGAACAGUGCACCGCGAAAUUGACCACAACGUUCCCGUCUACAUCUGUCGUCACGACCCUUGCACCCGUAAGAAGGAGAAGCCGUGGCCAAGAGCAGAUAACUUCCGGAGUCAUCUGGCACGUUCUCAUAACAUACACCUCAAAGCAGACCACGAUCUCAGGGAGUACCGCCAGCAGUAUGUUGGAGCAAAGCCCCAUGAGCCCCGGCACGAUAGAAACUCAGUUCCCAAAGUCAAUUCCGGACGUCGAUCAACGCAGCUGCAAGUUGCGCCUCCUGUUCAUCCCCACCCUGAUGUAGCUGCAAUCAGAACAGAAGCAACAGAAGCCCCUGAGCUCCGAGGUGUUGGAUCAUCAAUAGAAGAUAUUGACCCUGGGCCUCGACCGGCGCAGCUGCAAGACUCUCCCGACUUGCGGGAUGAUCAAAGUCCAGCUCCUCCCUCAGAUCAGGUACUCAAUGAAAUCCCGAACCAGAGCAGCUCGUCCUGUCCACCAUGCGGGGAGAAGGUGGAGCAGUCAAUUGCUUUCGAGGACCUGGAGCUGUCUCCAGUAUCGGGAUCCGGACCUCUCGCUAGCAAUCAGAUAGUCGAGGUGGUACCAAUGGGUCAAGCUUCCCUUGAAACUUCCGAAACCGCCUUGCCACGUGAUGGGACAACGCCAGAAGCAUUGGACCAAGACGAAAUCGAUUGUUCUGGAGAAGAGGAAGAACCACAAAACCACCAAGAAUCAUCGCUACCGAGAAUCGAGUCUUCCGAUGUGUCUCUCCAGCCCAAGCCCAGUGCUUCUGAAAAUGGCAUCUUCGAGGCCCAGCAAACAAUAGUUGCGUCAGAUGACGCUCCUGGAUCAUCUGACGAUGCGCCUGCCGAUACUGUCACCUUCAACUCGCGCAACCCUUCGGAGUUGUUCACAUUUCUCAAACAAGUUCCGAUGGACGUGGCCCUGAAGAAUGGAGCGUCAGACGUCCUUUCAUUCCUGAGAAACAUUCCAAAAGAUCUGCUGGAGAAGGCAUUGAAUCCUGAGGAUCAAGGAGCAACAGCAAGCACUCUCGCAGGUGAUGAAGGGGCUUCGCACAAAGGGACAGCAACGUGCACGGAACCAGGUUGUGGGAAAGUAUUCUACCGGCAAUGCGAACUCAGGAAGCAUAUGAAACGGCAUAAGAAGCCCUACGGCUGCACUUACAGGAUAUGCAAUAAGCACUUCGGUAGCAAGAAUGACUGGAAAAGACAUGAGAGUAGCCAGCAUUUCCAGCUCGAAUCCUGGCACUGCAACGUGGAGGGAUGCGGCAAGGUGUUGCCUCGUCGAGAGCUGUUCAGGUCGCAUCUCCUCAACCAUCACAGGCUCACAGAUGGUCAAAAGGUCGAGGACAAGCUGGAAAAAUGCAGACUGGGUCGGCACUGCGAUCCACGCUUCUGGUGCGGGUUCUGCGAUAAAUUUAUCGAAGUCACAGGGGAAGUGGUCAACUCUUGGACGAAGAGGUGCGAUCACAUCGACAACCACCUGUUUGGUAAAGAGGGAAUGCCAAAGAAAAGCAUGAACGAGUGGCGUUAUCUCGAAGACAAACUAGCAGAGGAAGAAUCCGAAAGUGCAAUAGUGGAGAGACUACCUGAACUGAGCAAGAAGCGCAAGGCUACAGAAGCCUUGGAUGCACGUCCGUCGAAAAAAACGCUCUACAGAUGGAGAUGUGUAAGUCUCCCACACCCUACCUAUCACGAAGCAUAG
Trichoderma citrinoviride is the source of this 2360-nucleotide messenger RNA. RefSeq lists its product as hypothetical. The transcript has 4 exons. NCBI's taxonomy places the organism in Eukaryota, Fungi, Ascomycota, Sordariomycetes, Hypocreales, Hypocreaceae. The record is from RefSeq and is a predicted model, not a curated record. Bases 69 to 2360 code for a protein of 763 amino acids. Gene Ontology annotation, biological process: regulation of transcription by RNA polymerase II. Gene Ontology annotation, cellular component: nucleus.